Molecule: messenger RNA, 552 nt
Organism: Mesorhabditis belari
Lineage: Eukaryota; Metazoa; Nematoda; Chromadorea; Rhabditida; Rhabditidae
Source: the annotation of a GenBank genome assembly
AUGAAAUUUCUAAUAUUUCUUUUUAUUGCAUUUCUGAAUUUUUCUUUAACCGAGAAAGCAACGAAGAAAAGUCUUCACGAUUACACCGAAGCCGAUUUGGAAAGAUUAUAUGAUGAAUGGGAGGAUAAUGAUGACGAAAAAUUGGACAAUGACGAGAAAGCGGAACACUUGAGGAAAAAGCCGAAAUUAGAUUUGGCGACGAUGAAAGAAAAGUCGGGUGGUGAUCCAGAAAAGUUGAUGAAGAUGUCGAAAAAGGGGGAAACGUUGAUGAUGUUUGUUGGAGUGAUCGACCCGGAGAAGCCACGAGAAACGGACAUUCGCCCAUUCACCGACAAAUGGACAUCCCUGUGGCAGACGAGUCUCUACAAUAAUCACAUUGAGGCACAGGUGUUCGUCGUUGACGCAAAUCGUGCGAUUUUCAUGUUCAAAGACGGCGCGCAAGCCUUCGACGCGAAAGCUUUUCUUUUAGAGCAAAAACAGGUUUACGAAGUAACCCUUGAGGGUCGACAAUUCGUGGGUGCUGGCGCGGAAUUUCGCGAAAAAGUCGAGCUU